This is a messenger RNA of Orbilia oligospora ATCC 24927, 1326 nucleotides long. RefSeq lists its product as uncharacterized. The record is from RefSeq and is a predicted model, not a curated record. The coding region runs from base 1 to 1326 and encodes 441 amino acids. NCBI's taxonomy places the organism in Eukaryota, Fungi, Ascomycota, Orbiliomycetes, Orbiliales, Orbiliaceae. The transcript is spliced from 2 exons.
AUGAAGUUCUCCGCUAUCUGUUUGGCCGCCGUCCUCUCUGCCCAGGCUGCUUGGGCCGCCCCAGAGGCAUAUGGGUAUGAUUAUAACAAUAACAGCCCAAAUCCAAACUGUACACCAUCUACAGUGACCAAGGUUUCCACCAAGAUCGUUGAGGCUCCAGCCAAGACCGUCACCAGUGUCAAGACUGUUACCGCUGCUCCAGUUACUGUCACCAGCAAGAGCACCACCACUUGCACUGUCACCAAGACCGCUCCAGCUGUGACCGUCACCAAGACUGCUCCAGCUGUCACCAACUAUGUCACAAAGACUCAGACCAUCGCCGGUCAGCCAGUUACCUACACCAAGGAAGCUGUUACCAGCUAUGUCACCAAGACUCAGACCUUGACUCAACCAGCUGUCACCAACUAUGUCACCAAGACCCAGACCAUUGCCGGUCAGCCAGUCACCUAUACUAAGGAAGCCGUCACAGUCACCAAGACUCAGACUCAGCCAGCCGUUACCAACUAUGUUACCAAGACCCAGACCAUCGCUGGCCAGCCAGUUACUUACACCAAGGAGGCCGUCACUGUUACCAAGACCCAGACUCAACCAGCUGUCACUGUUAUCAAGACCCAGACUCAACCAGCUGUCACCAACUACGUAACCAAGACCCAGACCAUUGCUGGUCAACCAGUCACCUACACCAAGGAGGCUGUCACCGUCACCAAGACUGUCGCCGGACAGCCAGUUACCGUCACUAAGACCGCUACUGUUCAAGGAUACUCCACUGUCACUGUCACCAAGACCCAGACCAUUGCCGGCCAGCCAACCACCGUCACUAAGCAAGCCGUCACUGUCACCAAGACUGUCCAGGGAUAUGCCACUGUCACCUCCACCAAGACUGCCACUGUCACCAAGAACGCCGGAUACAAGACUGUCACUGUCACCAAGAACGCCGGAUACAAGACUGUCACCAGGACUGUCCAAGGAGCCACUGUCACCAAGACUGCCACUGUCACCAAGAACGCCGGAUACCAAACUGUCACUGUCACCAAGAACGCCGGAUACCAGACUGUCACCAAGACCGUUCACGGUGCCCCAGUUACCAAGACUACCACUGUCACCAAGAACGUUGGAGGAUACAACGUCACCGUCACUAAGACUGCCACCGUCACCAAGAACGCCGGAUACCAGACUGUCACCAAGACUUACACUAAGCCUUGCCAGGCUGCUACCAUCACAAAGACCUUCACCAAGGUUGCUACCGUCACAAAGACUGUCACCAAGGCUGCUCAGCCAACUAACAAUGGAGGCGGUUCUUACGGUUCUUACGGUUACAAGAACUAA